GUAGCUAAGAUCGUCGUUAAGAAUCCCAUCGUCGAGAUGGACGGAGAUGAGAUGACCAGAAUCAUCUGGCAAUUCAUCAAAGACAAGCUCAUCUUGCCAUACUUGGAAGUGGACUUGAAGUAUUAUGACUUGGGUAUUGAGUACAGAGAUGAGACUGACGACAAAGUUACCACAGAUGCUGCUGAGGCUAUCUUGAAGUACGGCGUCGGUGUCAAGUGUGCCACCAUUACCCCAGAUGAGGCCAGAGUGAAGGAAUUCAACUUGAAGAAGAUGUGGUUGUCUCCAAACGGUACCUUGAGAAACAUUUUGGGUGGUACUGUUUUCAGAGAGCCUAUCGUCAUUGAGAACAUUCCAAGAAUCGUUCCAACUUGGAAGAAGCCAAUCAUCAUUGGUAGACAUGCAUUCGGUGACCAGUACAAGGCCACUGACAUUGUUGUGCCAAAGGCCGGUCAGUUGCUGUUGGUCUUCAAGCCAGAUGAUGGAUCUGACACUCAAGAAUUCGAGGUGUUCCACUACGAGAACCCUGGUGUGGCUUUGUCAAUGUACAACACCGAUGCCUCCAUUACGGACUUCGCCGAGUCUUCGUUCAGAAUGGCUUUGGACAGAAAGAUGAACUUGUUCUCUUCCACCAAGAAUACCAUCUUGAAGAAGUACGACGGUAGAUUCAAGGACAUCUUUGAGGAGUUGUACGAGUCCAAGUUCAAGGAGCAGUUUGAGGCUGCUGGUAUCUGGUACGAGCACAGAUUGAUCGACGACAUGGUGGCUCAGAUGUUGAAGUCCAGCGGAGGCUACAUCAUUGCCAUGAAGAACUACGAUGGUGAUGUGCAAUCUGACAUUGUUGCCCAGGGUUUCGGUUCUUUGGGUCUUAUGACCUCUGUUCUUGUUACCCCAGAUGGAAAGGCUUUCGAGGCCGAGGCUGCCCACGGUACUGUCACUAGACACUACAGACAGCACCAGCAGGGUAAGGAGACCUCUACCAACUCUAUUGCAUCGAUCUUUGCCUGGACCAGAGGUUUGAUCCAGAGAGGAAAGUUGGACAACACUCCAGAGGUUGUAGAGUUUGGCCAGAACUUGGAGAAGGCCGUUAUUGACACUGUGGCACUUGACAACGUGAUGACCAAGGACUUGGCAUUGACCCAGGGCAAGACCGACAGAUCAUCUUAUGUGACCACCGAGGAGUUCAUUGACGCAGUCCAGGUCAGAUUAAACAAGAACUUGGGCUAC
This is a messenger RNA of Sungouiella intermedia, 1224 nucleotides long. NCBI's taxonomy places the organism in Eukaryota, Fungi, Ascomycota, Pichiomycetes, Serinales, Metschnikowiaceae. The record is from the annotation of a GenBank genome assembly.